This is a messenger RNA of Pseudoliparis swirei, 1783 nucleotides long. Its product is annotated as interferon-induced protein 44-like. Gene Ontology annotation, molecular function: GTP binding. The coding region runs from base 94 to 945 and encodes 283 amino acids. Lineage: Eukaryota; Metazoa; Chordata; Actinopteri; Perciformes; Liparidae. The transcript has 8 exons. The record is from RefSeq and is a predicted model, not a curated record.
CGUGGACUGCGGAACAACUUGUUAGACAGGGUUUUAUCAAAGUGGAGGCUGGUUGACAGCACUACUUCUUCCUGCGGGCACAACAGCUGAGCCAUGGCUGCAAUGUGGAGAUCACUGACUUAUUGGCCUUUGAUGGAAGACUGGAGGAUCUUACAAUGGGGCCAUAAAGAGAAAGACCUGCAGUUGGUAAAAAAAUAUCAGCCUCAAAACAAAGAAGUCAAACAGCUCAGAGUUCUGCUUCAUGGACCUAUUGGUGCUGGCAAGUCCAGCUUCAUCAACUCUGUGGAAAGUGUUUUGCAAGGCAGAAUUACUGGUCGAGCUUUGACAGAUACCAACGCUCAAGAGGGCUUCACCAGAAAGCACACAACUUACAAAAUCUACAAACAACCAGGGGUUAUUUACCCUUUUGUGUUCACUGACACCAUGGGCCUUGAGGAGGGAACUGAUGGAGGAGUUUGUGUGGAAGACAUCAAACUGGCCAUGAAGGGGCACAUAAAAGAGGGUUACAAUUUUGAUCCUCACUCUGUGAUAUCAGAAGAUGAUCCAAACUACAACAUGGAGCCCACUCUGGAGGACAAAGUUCAUGUUCUGGUUUGUGUCAUCGAUGCCAGCACAGGAGAUCUACUGGGUGAUACAAAUCUCAGAAAGAUGAGGGAAGUGAGACUAGCAGCGUCAGACAUGGGGAUUCCCCAAGUGGCAAUUCUCACCAAAAUUGAUGACGUUUGCCCCGAGGUGAAAACAAAUCUAAGGAACGUGUACAAGAGCAAGCUCCUAAAGGAAAAGAUGGACAAAUUGAGUGCUAUGCUGGGCUUCCCACCGAACUUUAUCUUUCCCGUGAAGAACUACCACUCAGAGGUCGACACAGAGGAUGACGUUGAUGCAGUGAUACUGAGCGCACUAAAACGGAUCCUUGACUCUGGAGAAGAAUUUCUCAACCACCUGUAGUUCUAUACUGCUGCAGACAAACCUUCUAUGAUCAAAUCAUGAAAACAAAAAUAUAUUUUUCAAUAAUAAUGUGGAUUGGGGUUACUUUUUAUGUUAAUUUUAACGUAUAUUAUUGCAGAAUUUAUAUAUUUCGUAUUACAAUGCACUUCAACUUGUUGCUGCACAUACGUUGUGGUUGUUGCAUGGUUGUUGUUCAGUAACUAAUUUUUGGAUUUACCUGCUAAGUAAGUUUUCUUUGGGAUAUUUCUUUAUUAAAACCACCAUUUAUCAUUCUUAUGCUCCCUGUGUCUGCAUUUGGGUCCAUUCCAAUUGUCUUUUUCCCUGACCGUGACAACCACAGUAUUAUCUGAGAGUUGUGUUUCCAUCUUAAACUCCAACCCUUUAACAGUGAAAGUACUUUUUAACAAUUUUGGUUUCCUAUAAUGAAUAUUUUUUCUACUCAGCUCCACCUUCUUGUGUCACAAAAGGACAAAACAACGACUACUGAACUUGAGGAUUCCAAACCAUAUUUCUCAAACAAACCGGUGAUGUCACAGGGACUACUUCCACUUCUUAUACCCAGUUUAUUAUAAGGAUGUCAUAAUAUUGCUGAGUGACACUGAGUUGAAACAUUGUGUUAUGUAUUUAGUCGUUUUUUCACUUAUUGAUUUUCGACAGACCGACUAACUGAUUGAAUUAAUGUAAAUGGCCCUACAUGAUCGUGGACGUGUUCUUAUUUUGAAGUCGGCUCAGGCUCUUACAUGCUGUAUCUAUUGUUUUAUUUGAAUGUCUGGACCUGCUAUUGAAUCAUUGAGCUAUUGCUGUUCAGGUUAAACCACAAUAAAUACAGAAAUUAGUA